Messenger RNA from Contarinia nasturtii (swede midge), 1945 nucleotides. RefSeq names its product WD repeat-containing protein 46. Gene Ontology annotation, molecular function: protein binding. The record is from RefSeq and is a predicted model, not a curated record. Gene Ontology annotation, cellular component: small-subunit processome; 90S preribosome; nucleolus. NCBI's taxonomy places the organism in Eukaryota, Metazoa, Arthropoda, Insecta, Diptera, Cecidomyiidae. Gene Ontology annotation, biological process: maturation of SSU-rRNA from tricistronic rRNA transcript (SSU-rRNA, 5.8S rRNA, LSU-rRNA). The coding region runs from base 75 to 1877 and encodes 600 amino acids. The transcript has 3 exons.
CUAUCUGUCAAAGCGCACAUGUUUACAACCGUAAAUAAUUCGACGGCAUAAAGUUCAUAUGAAUUGUAGAAAAAAUGAAUGAAGAAAUUGAAAAAUUAAAAACGCCAGUAAAAAAACCGGUGCGAUAUUUCAGCGAUGUGAGAAAAGUUGAAAGUGAAGAUGUUGAACAAAUCCAAGUAAACAAUAAAAAGAAAGCGACUUCGUUUAAAGGUGAAGUAAUACAGGUACGAGAAAAGGAAAAGUUCUAUGCAAAAUCAAAAUGGAACAAUAAACGUCCGGAAAAUGUAAAACAAUAUGGACAAAACAAGCGAAAGAAAAGUUUGGUUAAAAUUGAAGUUGAUCCAUAUGCAAAAGACCGGCACUCACGUGGCGGUAAAUCGAGUGGCGAAGGAAUAAAGACGGCACAUUUCAAAGAAAAAUUUCAACGCAAAGAGGUUUACUAUGAUUUUGCCAAUGAACAAGCCGCCAGAGCUGAAAUACUGUUGAACGAAGAAGAAGGUUUUAUUGAGCCAGAGGAUGGAGUUACCACAGCCGAAUAUACACAACAAGAAAUUGUUGCAAAUGUUGAUAUAACAGCAGCUUCAAAGCAUUUCAAUUUGAGCUUAGAUUUCGGUCCGUAUCGCAUGCGUUACACGAAAAAUGGUCGUCAUCUAUUGUUGGGCGGUCGAAAAGGUCACGUUGCUGCAUUUGAUUGGAUUACAAAGAAAAUGCACUGUGAGUUCAAUGUUAUGGAAGAAAUCACCGAUGUCACAUGGUUACAUGUGGAAACAAUGUUUGCCGUCGCACAAAAGAAUUGGGUGCAUUUUUACGAUAAUCAAGGAAUUGAAGUGCAUUGUGUGAAAGCAAUGAAUCGUAUUCGAUGCUUGGAUUUUCUACCGUAUCAUUUUUUGAUUGUAAGCGGUAGUGAUACGGGAUUUUUGUCAUGGUUGGAUGUAUCAACGGGUACAUUGGUUGCGAAUUAUCCAUCGAAAUUGGGUCCGAUUCGAAUGAUGGCUCACAAUCCAUACAAUGGUGUUACGUGUAUUGGAGAUUCAAAGGGAGUGGUUUCGAUGUGGUCACCAACGGUUGCCAAAGAACCACUGGCAAAGAUGUUGUGCCAUUCAACACCAAUGACCGCACUGGCUAUCGAUCCGAAAGGAACAUUUAUGGCAACAAGCGGUUUGGAUAGACAUGUCAAAAUCUGGGAUGUUCGUACGCUCAAAGGGCCACUUUCAGAUUUUGUUCUACGAAAUCCAGCAAAUCAACUGGCAAUUUCACAACGUGGCCUUAUUGCAUUCGGCAUGGGUAAUCAAUGUGAAAUUUAUCGUAAACCAAAUGCAGUUUCGAUUAAAGCACCAUAUAUGCGACAUCGCUGUCCAGACACCAUCGCAAAUAUGCAAUUCGUUCCAUUCGAAGAUGUUCUUGGUGUAGGAACUGGUAAAGGUUUCACAUCGUUGCUUGUGCCAGGUUCCGGCGAACCCAAUUUCGAUGCGCUCGAAGCCAAUCCAUAUCAAACUAAAUCACAACGUAAAGAGAGCGAAGUACAUAUGCUGUUGGAUAAGAUUCCGGCUGAAUUGAUUAAAUUGGAUCCAAAUGUCAUUUCACAAGUCGAUGUGCCAACGCUCAACGAAAACAUUGAAGCUAAGAAAUCAUUAUUGUAUCUCAAAGCGCCAACGGUAGAUUUCAAGCAACGCAAUAAGAUGAAAGGAAAAGGUGGUUCAGUGAAUGCGUUUAAAGCGAAGAGAAUUGUUCGUGACCAAACGAAAAAACAAUUCAUACAAAGUAUCAAAGGGGUUCGGCAGCAACUCAUCGACGAACACAAAGUCAAAACAGAAGACGACAACAAGAGUGUCGGUCGUAACGCACUCGAUAGAUUUAAGGCAAAAAAGAAAAAAUAAACAGUUAGCCGAUUUGAUUUUUUAUUUUCGAUCGUUCCAAAUAAAAAUUUAUGUAAAUAAUUAACAAA